Messenger RNA from Coniophora puteana RWD-64-598 SS2, 3038 nucleotides. RefSeq lists its product as uncharacterized. The record is from RefSeq and is a predicted model, not a curated record. The transcript has 3 exons. Bases 1 to 2490 code for a protein of 829 amino acids. Lineage: Eukaryota; Fungi; Basidiomycota; Agaricomycetes; Boletales; Coniophoraceae.
AUGGCAUCUCCUCCCCCUUCCCCUUCGGAUCAGGCUCGCACUCCAGAGCUUACUGAUGAGGACGUCUCCUCAUCAUCUUCAGGCGAUGAUCACACCGCCGCCCUGAGUCGCCGUCAACGCCGGCCCCUCCCACCGUUACCUCACCAGGUUGCGACCCCUCGUCCGCUAAAAUCUCCUACUGCCGACUCUCCCUCCUUCCCCUUCCCUGCAUUCGACUCGGCCGAAACCUCCCCCUCUUCUUUUCUCCCCGCCACCGACGACUCCACUCCUUCUCACUUUGCUAGGGCUCCUAAGCAGUCCUCUCAUAACAGCAGGGCUGUAUCCUGGAUGAGAAUGCAAGUCGAUGCUAUCCAGGCCCUCAAGCAUCCCCGUAUCCUCUCCCUCUUGCUCUCUUACCUCUCAUGGCCCGAGUUCUACGCUCUCAUAUGCACAACCACAAAACUCAGGGGUCUCUGGGACUAUCCUGAACUCAGAGACGUAAUUAUGUGCGCCUUUGUCCCAGGAUUUCAGUUUGCUCUCCACCAACGGGAUCUGUCUCGCUUCCGAGACGUCGAUAUCACUCUGCAGGACCUGGACUUACUACUGAUUUCGCAACGUGUUCCUCUUCAUCGAUACCCUAUGCACGCUCUUCACGCCCUCUCUUCAUCCCCCGAGUCAAGUGCGGACACUACUGUGACUCGGCGCAUCUCAGACAAGCUUGCUGUACUCGCCAAUACCCAUUCCCGAUUUGUCCUUCUGCUCCAAUCGCUGGUCCAUAGCUCAUCGCUCCCGACCCCUGCUGAACCACCGGCCUUCACACCGCGAUCGCAAUCUGUUUCGCAAAGCACCGGUACCGGGAGCUCACUGCCUCAUGGACUGCGUGAACUCACCUUUCCAGCGCCUCUGUCGGAAUCCGUCCCUGACGGCGACAGUACGGCUGUCAAUGGCAGCACGAACGUUUUACCCCUGGCGUCUUUGUCUCUGACACAUACGCGCGCAACAUCGUUAUCGCCUGCCAAGAAGACGCUCAAUCGGAACGGCAAGACGUCUGCUGCCUCGCCAUCACCCGCUGGCGGAACCUUUGCUCAGGGGUCGAUGUACUCGCUGGCCAAUGGCAACAGCUUAUCGGGAUCGCCAAGACCCGCGAUGGCUUCUCCGAGAUCGGACAACUCGGGCGCUUCUACUCAGGUACCAUCCCCCACGAAAGGCAGGCGCAUGUCCAUGUUUGGUUCCAACGCCAGGUCGCCGCCUCCCGCCCCUGCCGAACCCCGAUUGCUGCGGUACUACGGCGAGAGCUGGAGGCGGUCAGCCAAACCAUCCUUAGCACUGAGCCCACCGCCGACAAAACUCCGGAUGUCCACUCGAAGCCCACUUUCACGAGCCGGUGGUUUCUCCUCGCAGGACGAUUUUUCGUUUACAAAGCCCUUCGCCCAGGACGACCGGCGCGCCGCGUCUGUGGAUUCAGACAGUGACGCUGGAAGCGGCACCUCCUCGCCAUCCUUCUCCCGGCAGUCGACCGUCGGUGACGUCACCCAUGCGCCCAGCAAUGACACCAGCUCCCACUCCAGCCCGCCAGCCUCGGGUUUGGGCUUCAACCCGAACGAGCCAACGAGCAACCCGCACGACCUCACGCUUGCGAUCUCCCGUGCGCGCGCACCCGUCCUGCGCGUGUUCGUUCCCGCGGGCGUGCUCAGCCCCGCCGUGCUAAACGCGUGCGAGGCGCAGCUCGUCCAGGGAGGCCUGUGGUCACACCUCUCGACUGGUGAUGUUGUUUGCAACCUCGGAUAUGUGCCUGGUGUCGGAGCGAACUCGCGGCCCUCCACGCGCAGUGGCGAGUCACCGUCGCCGCCUGGAGGACCCGCGAGCGCGGACGCGACGUCGAACCAGACGUGGCUCGUGUUCGACGGCACGCAGCUCGUGCCGUACAUUCCGCCCGCGCCUCCACCUGUCGCGGACCCGCUCAGCUUGCCGUCGCCGUUUUAUUACACCCACUUGCUGCCUUCGGGCACGAAUCCGCAGUGGGAGUUUGGGGCGAUUGGCGGUGCCGGUCCUGACGCUAAUGGUCCUGCGGAGGGUCCGGACCUGCGGCUCAGUGUCGCAGGCGUUCCGCUGGCAGCCGCUGGAUCUGGGUCUGGAUCUGGGGAGCCCGAGCUGACGCUCACGCAGACGACGAUGCGCGUGCGCAGCCCGCACUCGCUCGGCGGGUACGCGAUGGUGAAGAAGUGGGUGUGGAUUGCGCGCUCGUGGAUUGGCGUCGGCGUUGGCGUUCGGAGUGUUGCUGCGACGGAGGCGAUGGGUUCCGGGUGGCGCGGUGAGUGGGUGCUCGAGGGCGAGGGCACGAAAGAGGGGAGGGGUGUGUUGCUUAAAUGUCUGAAAGGCGAGGAGGCAGGCGAGCAGCGGUAUGUGUGGGAGAUGGUUAAGGAGAGGAGUGGAGGUGGGAAGUUGAGGAUGAGAUUGAUGAAGGUUAUCACGCCUACAAUUAGCGGCACUGCUAGCUCCGCGGUUGUUUAAGUGCCCCGUAAGCUGCAUCGUCCCGCAAUGACUCAUUGAAGGACACAACUAGCCCAUGCUGUUGUAUUUAUUCUUCAUUGCACCGCUGAACGCUGGACUAGACUUCUUCUGAACAUUCACAUAGUUACAUUCUUUACUUACCUGGCUUUCAACUUUUCUGCUUGACGCAUCGUCCGUACAUAUAUUCUCUUACUAGGAUGCUCCACCUCAGCGCAGUCUGCGGACCUCCUUCACCUCUUAUCCUUCUUUAGUUCCACGACUCCCCCCUCCCCGCCAUCCCGUACCACCCGCCCCUUGGAUAAUCACAUCAUCGCCGCUGCAUCAUUCCCUUUAUCUAACCCGUCACACUCCUCACCUACAGGCUUAUGCACCCGCACCCACCAAGAUCCCGCCACGCACAAUAAAUUGCACGCACCCCUCCCUCGGUAUCCUUACUCCCGUGUAUCUGUAUCUCAGAACUCAGUCUCAGACCCGGCUCACCAACAAGGACUCUACCUACCUAUACGGACGGACGUACAUGCCUGAUCAAUCCACGUACUUAUACUUAC